AUGCUCGCACGGAGAUAUCUUGUCGUGUGCUUCGGGGUGGAUGCCAAGAAUCGAGCCAGCAGCGACGCCUUCCUGAUCGACUGCAAAGCUGACGAGAAGAUCGAAUCGAAAGUUCGGGAGGCACAAGUCUACCUUCCUCCUCCUCUCGGCGUCCCCGCGGUAAGACCCGAGGUUGAAGCUUCAGACGUCAAGGUCGCAGAGCCUUCGAGUCCGCCCGAGGCUGCGGGGUUGGAGGAGGCAGACUCAACUCGAGACCGCCCGAUGCUCGUCGAAGACAUCUCAGACUCCGUGGUGCUGAAAACGUCAGGGACCUCCCAGGCUGAACAUUUCAAGAGCGUCCUGAGGACUAUCUGUUCAGAGAUGCAGAAGGGAGGGAACUUCUUCGACCUCGUCAACAUGAUGGGGGAAGCUGGAAUACUGACGGCCUCGCAAGGAAGAAAACUUCUCUUCCUUGCCAAUCAGUGCGAUGCCAGGGUGCUUCAAGCCUUCACUGCACUGGAGAACACGUCAGGAGAGGAGCGGACGGAGCAAAUCACGGAGAUCUGUUGUAUUGCUAAGGAGCUCAACGACAGAUCGAAUCGUCUGCUCAACGAUGAGGAGAAUUUUUGA
Guillardia theta CCMP2712 is the source of this 609-nucleotide messenger RNA. RefSeq lists its product as hypothetical. Bases 1 to 609 code for a protein of 202 amino acids. Lineage: Eukaryota; Cryptophyceae; Pyrenomonadales; Geminigeraceae. The record is from RefSeq and is a predicted model, not a curated record. The transcript has 3 exons.